CGACUUGCAGUAAGAUUGUGUCUCUGUCAUCUUGUGACUUGAAUUGUCAGAAUCAGAAUAAAUUGAGUUAUCAUAUCCAUCCAAGAAUCUAUCAAUAAUUGUCGAUUCAAUAAGAAAACUAUAUUAUAUUUGCUAAUAUCUUGUGAUUCUAUUCAUGCUAUUUGACGAUUGAGAAAUUUUAAAGGAUGGAAGAAGAGCAAUGUUUACAUGAGUGUGAAAAUUAUAUUCAGAGUCAUAAUAUUUCUUCAUUGUUAAAAGAUUGCAUAGUGCAAUUAUGUGUGAAUAAGCCAGAAAAUCCUGUGUCUUUUUUGAGACAAUAUCUCCAAAAAUUAGAACGAGAACAAGCAAAGGCUGCUCAAGCUGCAGCAGCUGCAUCAGAAGGUGAAGCAGAUGGAGAACUCUCUCCACUGCCUGUGCCUGGGGGACAGCCACCGCGCAGACGUGGUGGCAUUAGCGCUGAACCUGUAACAGAGGAAGAUGCUACCAGCUAUGUUAAAAAGGUGGUGCCAAAAGAUUAUAAGACUAUGGGUGCUCUUUCGCGAGCUAUAGCUUCAAAUGUACUCUUUACUCAUCUGGAUGAAUCUGAGAGAGCAGAUAUGUUCGACGCUAUGUUUCCAGUACAGUGUCUUCCUGGUGAAACUGUCAUAAGGCAAGGAGAUGAAGGAGAUAACUUUUACAUCAUUGAUUCAGGAGAAGUAGAAGUUUUAGUAAAUGGUGAACCUGUUACAACUAUUGGAGAAGGAGGCAGUUUUGGUGAAUUGGCUCUAAUAUACGGCACCCCAAGAGCAGCGACAGUGCGUGCAAGAACUCCUUUAAAACUAUGGGGUUUGGAUCGUGAUUCUUACCGUCGUAUACUUAUGGGAUCCACUAUAAGAAAACGACGCAUGUACGAUGAAUUCUUAUCACGCGUCUCAAUUUUAGAAAGUUUAGAAAAAUGGGAACGGCUAACAGUUGCAGAUGCCUUAGAACCUGUAUCUUUCACUGACGGCGAGAUCAUAGUCAGGCAAGGAGAACCUGGCAAUGACUUUUACAUCAUUGUUGAAGGAACUGCAGUGGUGCUACAGCAAAGAAGUGGCCAGGGAGAAGGUUCGGCAGUAGAAGUAGGUCGACUGGGACCUUCUGAUUAUUUUGGAGAAAUUGCAUUAUUAUUGGACAGACCACGAGCGGCUACCGUACGCGCUGCAGGGUCUCUUAAAUGUGUCAAGUUGGAUCGUGCCAGGUUCGAAAGAGUACUGGGCUUAUGUGCUGACAUUUUGAAACGUAAUAUUGCACAGUACAAUAGCUUCGUUUCGUUAUCUGUAUAACAUAGUGUUCACCAUCAUGAUAAUAAUUAUGUAUUAGAGUAAGCAGCAGAAUAUCUAGAAUAUUAGUAAGAUGAGAAGUGAUUAUGUCAGUACUUAAGUACUUUUAGUAUUGUACCUAUUGAAGAACAAAACUUGGUUACCACCUUUGUAAAUUCGAUUGAUUUUAUAAUAAUAUAAUAUAUUAUACUUGCCAAUGGGAAUGUUGAA
Spodoptera frugiperda (fall armyworm) is the source of this 1511-nucleotide messenger RNA. RefSeq names its product cAMP-dependent protein kinase type I regulatory subunit (gene Pka-R1). Gene Ontology annotation, cellular component: cAMP-dependent protein kinase complex. Gene Ontology annotation, biological process: regulation of protein phosphorylation. Gene Ontology annotation, molecular function: cAMP-dependent protein kinase regulator activity. NCBI's taxonomy places the organism in Eukaryota, Metazoa, Arthropoda, Insecta, Lepidoptera, Noctuidae. The record is from RefSeq and is a predicted model, not a curated record. The transcript has 8 exons. The coding region runs from base 186 to 1304 and encodes 372 amino acids.